Fusarium verticillioides 7600 is the source of this 228-nucleotide messenger RNA. RefSeq lists its product as hypothetical. The transcript is spliced from 2 exons. The coding region runs from base 1 to 228 and encodes 75 amino acids. Lineage: Eukaryota; Fungi; Ascomycota; Sordariomycetes; Hypocreales; Nectriaceae. The record is from RefSeq and is a predicted model, not a curated record.
AUGCAUUUCCCAACUCUUCUUGCUGGCCUCGCCGCUUUCUCUACCGUUGUAACCGCCAUUCCUGCCGAAAAGCCUCACUUCGGUGUCGCCAUCCUCGCCAUUAACGAGCAGAGGACAGCACCCUUCCUCUCAAUACUUCGUCAACGUAUACUCGACCGCGAAGGGCGUCAAGCUCCCCAAGAUGGAUCAGAUCAGAUGCCAGAUGUACAAAGAUCAGUAUGGCACUGA